UAGUGUGUGGGGGCGGGAGAAGAGGAGAAGAGCCCGGGGCGGGGAGCGGGCUGGGCCCCGGGCUGCGGCUGCGGCUCCCCAGCCCCGCCAGCUGGAGUGCUCGGAGGUAAAGGCAAGGUCUUUUCAGGGUGGCUGGACCCGUGGCAGACUCAUAUCCAGGUCAACUGUGUCUGAGGUGUUGGAACAGAAGGAGGUCCAUUCCUGUUGGUGACAGCACUGUGGCCCUGUUCUGGGAUGAUCGAGGUAUAAAGGUUUUUCCCAAGAAAGAGCAGCUGAGUCCUUGCAUCUUGUGGCAGCUGGUGUGCCCAGCACUGAGUCCGUGGGAGCUGAAGCCAGCCUGGCCUCUUCUCAUGGGCAGCACCCACCUGUGCUGAGGUCCUGUGGCGGUGGUGGUGUGAGGAGCUGUGAAAUCUGUUGUAACAAAAUGUCUGACAGUCUGGAUAAUGAAGAGAAACCCCCAGCUCCCCCACUGAGGAUGAAUAGUAACAACCGGGAUUCUUCAGCACUCAACCACAGCUCCAAACCACUUCCCAUGGCCCCUGAAGAGAAGAAUAAGAAAGCCAGGCUUCGCUCUAUCUUCCCAGGAGGAGGGGAUAAAACCAAUAAGAAGAAAGAGAAAGAGCGCCCAGAGAUCUCUCUUCCUUCAGACUUUGAGCACACGAUUCAUGUGGGUUUUGACGCAGUCACCGGGGAGUUCACUCCAGAUCUCUAUGGCUCACAGAUGUGCCCAGGGAAGCUCCCAGAGGGAAUUCCUGAGCAAUGGGCACGAUUACUCCAAACUUCUAACAUAACAAAACUGGAACAGAAGAAGAACCCCCAAGCUGUUCUUGAUGUUCUCAAAUUCUAUGAUUCCAAAGAAACAGUCAACAACCAGAAAUACAUGAGUUUUACAUCGGGAGAUAAAAGUGCACACGGAUACAUAGCAGCCCAUCCUUCGAGUACAAAAACAGCAUCAGAGCCUCCUUUGGCUCCGCCGGUGUCUGAAGAAGAAGAUGAAGAAGAGGAAGAAGAAGAAGAUGACAAUGAACCCCCACCAGUUGUUGCACCAAGACCAGAGCAUACAAAAUCAAUCUACACUCGUUCUGUGGUUGAAUCCAUUGCAUCACCAGCAGCACCAAAUAAAGAGGCCACUCCGCCUUCUGCUGAGAAUGCCAAUUCGAGUACUUUGUAUAGGAACACAGAUCGGCAAAGGAAAAAAUCCAAGAUGACAGAUGAGGAGAUCCUGGAGAAGCUAAGAAGCAUUGUGAGUGUUGGUGACCCAAAGAAAAAAUAUACAAGAUUUGAAAAAAUUGGUCAAGGGGCCUCAGGCACUGUUUAUACAGCACUAGACAUUGCAACAGGACAAGAGGUGGCGAUAAAGCAGAUGAACCUUCAACAGCAGCCCAAAAAGGAAUUAAUUAUUAAUGAAAUCCUGGUCAUGAGAGAAAAUAAGAAUCCCAAUAUUGUUAAUUAUUUAGAUAGCUACUUAGUGGGUGAUGAACUAUGGGUAGUCAUGGAAUACUUGGCCGGUGGCUCUUUGACUGAUGUGGUCACAGAGACCUGUAUGGAUGAAGGACAGAUAGCAGCUGUCUGUAGAGAGUGCCUCCAAGCUUUGGAUUUCUUACACUCAAACCAAGUGAUCCAUAGAGACAUAAAGAGUGACAAUAUUCUUCUUGGGAUGGAUGGCUCUGUUAAAUUGACUGAUUUUGGGUUCUGUGCCCAGAUCACCCCUGAGCAAAGUAAACGAAGCACUAUGGUGGGAACCCCCUAUUGGAUGGCACCUGAGGUGGUGACUCGAAAAGCUUAUGGUCCAAAAGUUGAUAUCUGGUCUCUGGGGAUUAUGGCAAUUGAAAUGGUGGAAGGUGAACCCCCUUACCUUAAUGAAAAUCCACUCAGGGCAUUAUAUCUGAUAGCCACUAAUGGAACCCCAGAGCUCCAGAAUCCUGAGAGACUGUCAGCUGUAUUCCGUGACUUUUUAAAUCGUUGUCUUGAGAUGGAUGUGGAUAGACGAGGCUCUGCCAAGGAGCUUUUGCAGCAUCCAUUUUUAAAAUUAGCCAAGCCUCUCUCCAGCCUGACUCCUCUGAUUAUUGCUGCUAAGGAAGCGAUUAAGAACAGCAGCCGCUAGGACUGCAGGCCUUACCCCACACCAUCUCCCUCAUGAGUAAGACUGAAAUAAAACUCUGCUACAGGAAAGAUGGAAGAAAAGACAGUCAAAUGGGGUGGGGGUUCUUUAACUUUCAAAUGAAGAGCAACUUCUUAUAAGCCUUUUUCCUACUCCCUCAGAUUAUGUAAUUUAUUUGUAAGCCUGAAGAGCAGCCCAAACAGGGCAGCAAUGUCGAAGUGGCCAUAAAGUGACCACUUCCACCGUGAAGCGAAAGAGCCAGUAGUGAAUCCCCUCAUUUUGUGCAUUCACUUUGAAGAAAAAGGUUUCUCAAAGAUGCACAUUUCCUCUUCAUAGUGUUGUGUUUGUUCUUAAAUUAGAGAGUAGUCCCUCUUGCAUUCGAACCUCUUUCAAAACUCCUUACCCAAUGUGAUGUUUUCAUAUACAUUGUCAUUAGAUGUCCAGAAAAAGAUGUCAAAACUGUUUUUUAAAAAAAGAAAGCAAAAAAGCAAAGGAAAAAAAAUAAAAAUACAAAAACAAAACAAAAAACUAAACAGAAAAAAAGCCCAGAGCAAGUUCUGUGUGAAUAUGUGGAUGUCCAUGCCCUAAUAGAGUUACAAUUUUUUAUUCUUCCUCUAUAGUGGUGGCUUGGUUUGUGUACCUAUUUUUCUGCAUUUGUAUUGGAAAAAGUUUCUUUUAGGACAUUUUCCAAAAGCAGAGAGGAAUAUGUGUGCUCAGGAAGGGCUUUUCAAAACUAUAUAUCUAAAUAAAGCUCAAAUGAUGAAAUCCUGUCCCAUUUUCAUGAUGAUGCAUAAGAGGUAGUUGAUUUAUCAUUUAUAUAAGCCAGCUUGCUCAUCUUCAUGAUGCCUGUGAAAGGACACACCGAAAUAGUGGCACUCCUCUUGGGUAAGUCCAGGUCCUGAACCUUGGAAGUCCUGAUAGGAGCAACCAUAUAUAAUGGGACUUUCUCUGAGAGCCAAAAGGGAAACAGGAUUAAGUGUGUAAUACUGACAGGCCUGUUGGACAGUAAGUGAACAAAGUGAAGGUACUGAAUUUAACCAUUUCUUGGGCUUAUAAAUAUAUGUACUGUAAAAUAGGAACACCAGGGGAAAUAAACCUAUUAACUAACAUUUCCCUAUAAUACAAAUUACUCAUUUUGACAAUUUAUAACAUUUUAAUAAUAAAAUACAAAUCUGGAGUAUACAGAUAUAGUAAGCAUUCACUCUGUAAGAAAUGGGAGGUCAGUGAAAACUACAUCCCAAUCAAUAUUUGGCUCUGAGCAUUUGUUACCAUUUUCCUAUGUAUCACCAAUUUCUGUUUCAGGAUGUGAUAUGUUCAUACUUAGUCUCUUGGGCUUUUGAAUUAAAAAAAAAAAAAACAUGUUCAUAAAAGUCUUGGAAUUCUUUAGUGAAAAUAAUUUUGAUUUGUAAUCAUAUUUCCCAAGAAAUAUCAGUCCAACUUAAUUCCUUUUGUGGCUUUGGGAAAAUUCCAAAUUUUGACCAUUUCACAAUGCACCUCUUUUUUAAAAUAUUCAACUGAAUUUUCUGAAAAUAGAAAAAUAGCUGGAGGGUAUCUGCAUAAAAAAGGUUAAGCUUCUUUUUUGAGUGUAUUGUCAAUUUUAUGAAUUCUGUAAAGUUGUUUCUCUAAGCCUUUGAAAAGCUAGCAAUAUAUGCUGAAGAAGGUGUCUUAACUUGUAGUGUAUCGUGAACCUGAAUAGAACCUAUCUACAUUCAGCAAGAGGGGGAAAGAAAUCAGUGAUAUGAGCCUCUCUCCUUCUCUGCCAAGGUGUAUUCAUCUAUCUAACCAUCCACCCAUCCAUUUUUUUAAAUAAAAGCACUUUCCUUAGAGAGUUUCUGCUAACCAUAUAAUGCGUCUCUUUAUGUUUAGUAGAUGACACCACUGGUCAAUUUCCUAUUUUUCUAUUUGUUUUCUUUGACUCUAAAAUGUUUUAGGGACUUGAUCCCCCAGAAAAUAUCCAUGGUGGGAGAAAACAGCAAAUAUGAAAAGAAAAACAAAUGGUACUAUUAAUUUGAAACAUACUAUGUUACACUUUGUGAAAAGGUCGCUGGGCCUGAAAUACUUAAUGCCAUACUGAUAUG
Messenger RNA from Choloepus didactylus (southern two-toed sloth), 4179 nucleotides. It is a transcript of the gene PAK3, whose product is annotated as p21 (RAC1) activated kinase 3. Gene Ontology annotation, molecular function: protein serine/threonine kinase activity; ATP binding. Bases 425 to 2104 code for a protein of 559 amino acids. The record is from RefSeq and is a predicted model, not a curated record. Gene Ontology annotation, cellular component: cytoplasm. The transcript has 18 exons. Gene Ontology annotation, biological process: intracellular signal transduction; protein phosphorylation; regulation of MAPK cascade. Lineage: Eukaryota; Metazoa; Chordata; Mammalia; Pilosa; Megalonychidae.